CUACACCCAAUUGCUUGUUUUGUCAAUCAAAAGGGACGACUGCACGAUUUCUCUCGCGAAACGAACACCGAACUCUACUCUGGAGGAGGUUCGAGGACAUAGCUGGAUAAGACAGAAAUAGGAUUCUACUGUAAAUACUCAACGUAACACACACUAAUCAAAAUGGUUAUUGGAUUCCUCAUACGCUCCGGUUUGGUUGUCGGUGCUGUCUACUAUUCCAAGAAAUUGGGUGUUUGGGGCAGUCCAGAAGAAUCGGAGAAAUUCUAUAAUUGCGUUAAAAGUCAAUUGCGUCCUCAUGUCCAGAGUCUGGAAAAACAAUUGCCAUUUGAGGUUCCCUCACUGCCACAGACCGGGGAGGUACGCUUCCUGGCCAAACAUUACUACAAUCAGGGUGUGAAGAACACAUUCCAUUUCAUUGAAAUGCUUCCUUGCUAUGCUGGUCAAUUGGCAAAGAAAACUAAAGACACAUUCAAUGAAUUUGCCCAACCACCACCAAAAUCGUCGAACUGAGGGGCUAGCCGAGACGCUAGUUUGGCCGGUGUUAUGUCCAGAUGUUAAUGUUUAUAGCUAGAUUGUUUUUUUUUUCUUAGUGAAUUGGUACUUAUGAAAUAGAUGUGUUUCGAGAAAUUGUACUCCCAACAAUGUGUGCAGUGAUCAACUACCCGAUUCCUCGUAAAUAAAACAAAACAAUGUCUCUUGUGGUAUUAACAUUAAGAAAA
Musca domestica (house fly) is the source of this 719-nucleotide messenger RNA. It is a transcript of the gene QIL1, whose product is annotated as MICOS complex subunit MIC13 homolog QIL1. The transcript has 2 exons. NCBI's taxonomy places the organism in Eukaryota, Metazoa, Arthropoda, Insecta, Diptera, Muscidae. Gene Ontology annotation, biological process: cristae formation. The record is from RefSeq and is a predicted model, not a curated record. Gene Ontology annotation, cellular component: mitochondrial crista junction; MICOS complex. The coding region runs from base 163 to 510 and encodes 115 amino acids.